Messenger RNA from Theileria parva strain Muguga, 762 nucleotides. RefSeq lists its product as uncharacterized. NCBI's taxonomy places the organism in Eukaryota, Apicomplexa, Aconoidasida, Piroplasmida, Theileriidae. The coding region runs from base 1 to 762 and encodes 253 amino acids. The record is from RefSeq and is a predicted model, not a curated record. The transcript has a single exon.
AUGAAGUCUUUAAUUUUUGGUUUUUUGUUUUUAAAAUUAUCAUUAUGCUCAACAUCAGGGUUUGAACUUGACGUUUCCACAAAAUACCAUGACCCAAACGCCGUUGUUACCACAGAGCUCAAAUUAGAGGCAGAAACCAGAGCUGGACCAUCCGUCAAGACAGUUGUGUUGUAUGCUUCCAUGUACGACGAUGGUUUUGACAAGGUUAAAGAUGGCCAAAAGCCAAUCUGGGAACCCGAGACUGGCUUCAAAUCCGACUACGUCAAAGUAUUUUAUAAAGGUCUUGCUCCAGAGGCACUAAAGGUUGGACUUUUAGACAAAAACACUCUCACUUACAAUGCCGAAGACCACUACGCCAGGUUCUACUUGAAAAAAGACCAAGACUGGGCCAAGGUAGAUGCUGACGAAUACUUUGAAUUUUUGGAGAAGAACGAGUACAAAAACCUGGUCCACAAAGAAUUUGAAAAGGACGAAAAGUUCGAAAAACCUGACGACGAAUGUAUAAUACAAGUCGGUAGGAAGUACACUCCAGACGAGGUACAGGCCUUCAAGAAAUUAUCAGACUCUAAAGGGCUCGUUAAAGUCGAUCCUUUAGUCAAACCCUCAGAAUCUGAGGAUACAAACUUGAGAAGAAGGCAAGGAGGCUCGGAUUCAUCGCCUGCUCCAACAGAGCCAGGUUCUCCUGACAAAAAGGGAAGUUCAUUCUUAACAGCGUCCCUUUUACUCCCAAUCGUCCUAUUGUCAUGUACUUUAUUUAAUUAA